GGCUUUUAUAAAAGAGUUUCAUUGAAAAGGACCGACCAAGUUUUAUUGAUGUCCUACUUAUCUCUUCUGUAAAUUUAUUGUGUAUAAACACCAAAGUGACAACAGCUUUAUAGAAAUGAAAACUACAAAAGCUAAAAAGAGGAACCUUCUGCGUUCUGUGAGUUUUACUGAAUCCAGGCCAGUCAAAGUAUCAAAAGUCAGUGAGAAUGAUGAAAAUGCAAAUGCUGUGCUCUUUAAACAGGGUAGACCUGUUCUUCCUCCCAUUCGAAAGUAUGACUUUAAUUAUGAUCCUUGGCUCAAAAGUAAGCUGAUGACACACAGCAAAGUGAAAGAACAGCAUCAUACUUUGAUGAAAUACUAUCAGUGUCAGGCUCUCAAAGAAGCAAGAGAGGAGAAGAUGAGAUUCCAACAAUGUCAGCUUCGUAAAAAACACGAGGAAGAGCCCCCCCUUAGACCAGAGUUCAAACCCUCUGAGGAUCACUGCUUGAAGUUAAACUACCUGGCACUUAAAAAGUUUAUAUUGAAUACACCUGUUGCACCAAUGGACCGGACUUCGCAAGAAAAAAUUUUAAGGCUUAUACCAGAGAAAUUGCGCAUUGGCCCUGAAAAAGAUAAACAAAUUGCAGAGCUGUUUAAAGAAAUCAAUGAUAUGUUUGUAAAGAGUAUCCAGAGGUCUAACAUUCAGCACAUUCUAAUCAAGCCUGAAGUGAAAGGAUUAGAAACAGAAAAGGCUGGGCCUCCUCCUAGUGAACCUUUGGGACUCAACUUCAGAAGACCUUGGCACAAAGAAUAUUUAGAAAGAAGGAUGAAGAUCUUCCAGACUCUUAACCUUCUCAAUCCAACUCAUACUUCAGUGCUAGAGUUCUGCCAAUCUACAAUAGCUCAAUUGAAUUUGUUAGAUAUAUCAUCAUAUCGAUCAAUGGGUGUAAUCAAUCUAGAGGAAUUUAAAGAAUGCAUUGACAAAGAUUUUGUUAAUAGUGAGAGUAAAUUCAUGAAAAGCUGGUAUCCAAAAGUUAUAAACAUCUUCACCACAAACUUCAAGUCUUUGAACCUUGAUACACAGGAGAAGCUGGAGUCAUUUUACAAAAGUACAUCCACACUGUUGGGUAUCCAGAUGAAACAAAUGCUUGUAAGCACACUAAAGAAAUAUGAGAAACUGUUCAGGGAAGAAAAUUACCUUCAACUUCCCCAACUUCUUUUGAGCUUAGCACUGUCAGGAUCGCAGCUGGUAUACACCAACUCAGUAGAGGACGUUAUAGAAGCUGUGUUGUUCUAUGUCAAUAGACUUUGUGAAACUUUAAGAAGUGUUCCAACAGUCAGAUCUAAUUUAGAUUUUCAAGGGGAGGAUGAUUUUAUCGAUACGUCACUCUCCCCUCACAUUGUCAUGGAGAUAUGUAAAAAACUGGAGGGCCAUGUCCGAAGAUGCUAUUCAGAAGCAGAUGACCUGUUGAAAAAUCUGACGGAAACCUAUGGCCACAUAGUAAAUGGAAAGACAGGACAAGCCAUUGAAGCUUAUCUUCAGGAUGAGCACUCAUUUGCUGAACAUAAAGAGUACAUCAACCAAUUUUACAUACUGAUCUCUGAGAUCCAAAGCUUACCUUCAACUGAGAGCUUCAGCCUCCUCACUGUUUACUGCGAGGACAUGAAGACUGCUCUUGUAGAAAAAACAAGACAACUUUGCCAUGGGCUUCUAGUUGCAGUGAUAGAAGAGCACAAGAAUGAAAAUAUAAAUAUCUGCCGAAAGUUUGAACAUAUCAAAGAAAAGGCUGAGCAGAUACCCAGAACUACAGAAGAACUAUUCCAACUGGCCAACUUCAUGGAGAGAGCUCGAACAAAUGCCAUGACAACUCUCAGACUUCGAGUUCAGGAAUCAGCUAACAGAGUUAUGUACCUUAUUGACAGGUUUUUCUUUAGUGAAGAGGACAUGGAGAUGAACUCUCAAGUUUUGACAUGGCCUGAUAGGAUUAUUCCAAUAUUUGACAAUAAUGACUUGCUUCUUGAGGACACUAAGCGUUCAGGUGAAAUGAAACUACUUGAAGCACGCCAGAGGGUGAUCGUGGAACUGGAGCGUCUGAAGAAACGAGUGGAAGAAUUUAACGACUACGGAGAGCUGGACAUGAUCCAGCAAUACGUGCAGGACUCACGUACAGUACAGAGGAAACUAGUGGAACUUAAUCAGCAGAUGGAAUGGAUCCACAAGGAGGAGAUGCUGUACAAAUUCCCAGUGUCGGAGUACCCAGAGUGGGAACAGAUAGCCAUAGCUCUGGAACCAUUCUACAAAUUCUUCAAUGCAGUCCUCAAGUGGCAAAGAUGUGAAAAAAGGUGCAUGGAUGGCGACUUUUUGGAUCAAAAUGUCGAUGCUAUUGCUAGUGAGGUGGAUGAAUAUUCAAGAGAAUUUUUCAAAACGCAAAAAAUAUUUUCUCUCCGUUUGAAAAAAAUGCAGAUGGACUACGAUGACAGAGAAAGAGAAAUUAAGAAACAACAGAGAAUGGACAUCGCCGCUGGCAAGGAAGUGACCAUCCAAGACAUUGAGCCAUUCAGACCCCCAGAGAUCUUGGGCGUGAUUGACCACAUGUUCCAGAGUGUUACUGAGUUUAAGGAAGUCAUACCAGUGAUUGGCAUCAUGUGUAACCCUGGCCUGAGGAAGCGCCACUGGGAUGGCAUGUCAGAGAUUGCAGGGUUCAACCUAACACCCGAUGCUGGCACCACACUGAGAAAAGUCUUGAAGCUGGAGCUGGAGCCCUUCAUGGAACAAUUUGAAGCCAUUUCUGUCUCAGCCACCAAGGAAUUCUCCCUGGAGAAAACAUUCCGCAAGAUGACCAGUGAGUGGGCGGAGGUUUCGUUCACCCUCAAUGUUUACAAAGACACAAGCCUGCGGAUCCUGGGAGGAGUGGAUGACAUCCAGACAAUGCUGGAUGACCACAUCAUCAAGACGCAGACCAUGAGAAACUCACCAUUUGUCAAACCUUUUGAGGAGGAUGUUAAGGUUUGGGAAGAAACACUGCUACACACGCAGAAAGCGAUUGACGAAUGGCUGAAAAUGCAAGCCCAGUGGCUAUAUUUAGAACCCAUCUUCUCCUCCGAGGACAUCAACAACCAAAUGCCAGAGGAAGGAAGAAUGUUCCAAACUGUGGACCGCAACUUUAAGGAUGUCAUGUUCAAAUGCAGUAAAAACCCACAUGUUUUGGAAGCUUGCGGCACUGUUGGUGUCCUAGAAAAACUGAUAGACAGUAACGUCUUGUUGGACAAAAUCAACAGGGGACUCAAUGCAUAUCUGGAAAAGAAGAGAUUGUUCUUUCCCAGGUUCUUUUUCCUCUCCAAUGAUGAAAUGCUGGAGAUUCUCUCUGAGACCAAGGAUCCCCUGCGUGUGCAACCCCACCUGAAGAAAUGUUUUGAAGGCAUCGCCAAACUUGACUUUGAUGCCGAGCUGGUCAUCCACGGGAUGUUCAGUGGGGAGGGGGAGAACGUCCAGUUCUCCUACACCGUAGACACCAACGAGGCCAAGGGGUCAGUGGAGAGAUGGCUGCUGCAAGUCCAGGACUGUAUGAUUGUCUCAGUCAGGGACGUCAUUGAGGAGGCCAUUGAGGAAUAUUUGAACACAACAAGAAAGGCGUGGGUCCAGGAAUGGCCUGGGCAGGUGGUCAUCUGUGUGGGGUCAAUCUACUGGACACAGGAAGUGCAUGAGUCCAUCGUCAUGGGAGCAGAAGGUCUGACCGCCUAUCACAAGGUACUGCAGGACCAGCUGAAGGACAUUGUGGACUUGGUCAGGGGUAAACUGACCACCCAGCAGAGAAUCACACUAGGGGCUCUUGUUGUUAUAGACGUCCAUGCCAGGGACGUGGUCAGUGAGAUGGCCAAAAAAGGUGUGUCUGCUGAAAAUGACUUUGCCUGGCUGUCCCAGCUCAGGUACUACUGGGAGGAGGCCAACUGCUGUGUUCGUAUCACCAACGCCACUGUUAAAUAUGCGUACGAAUACCUGGGUAAUUCAGGGCGCCUUGUCAUAACACCACUGACAGACAGGUGCUACCGCACUUUGAUCGGAGCCUUUUACCUGAACUUGAAUGGCGCGCCUGAAGGUCCAGCAGGGACAGGGAAGACGGAAACAACCAAAGAUUUAGCCAAAGCUUUAGCUGUGCAGUGUGUGGUGUUCAACUGUUCGGAUGGCUUAGAUUACAUCGCCAUGGGCAAAUUUUUUAAAGGUCUGGCAUCAUCAGGAGCAUGGGCUUGCUUUGAUGAAUUUAACAGAAUUGACCUUGAGGUGCUCUCUGUUGUAGCACAACAGAUCCUUUGCAUUAUCCGAGCCGUGCAGGGAAAAGUUGAAACUUUUGUAUUUGAAGGGACAGAACUGAAGCUCAACCCUAACUGCUACGUGUGCAUCACCAUGAACCCUGGCUACGCUGGGAGGUCUGAGCUACCAGACAACUUGAAAGUGCUAUUUCGCACUGUGGCCAUGAUGGUGCCAGAUUACGCUAUGAUUUCUGAAAUCUCCUUGUACUCGUUUGGAUUCCUAACUGCCAGGGACAUGGCAGUGAAGAUUGUGACCACGUAUCGCCUGUGUUCGGAGCAGCUCUCAUCACAGUACCAUUACGACUACGGCAUGAGAGCUGUCAAGUCUGUCCUCUCAGCUGCUGGCAAUCUCAAGCUGAAAUACAGAGCAUUGGAGGAGGACAUAUUGAUUCUGCGCUCUAUCAUUGAUGUCAAUCUCCCCAAAUUUCUGGCGCAUGAUGUGCCACUGUUCAAUGGCAUCAUCUCUGACCUGUUCCCUGGCCUAAAGCUGCCGUCUGCUGACUAUGAACAGUUUAUCGAUGCCAUGCGCAGGGUUAGCAUCAAAAACAACUUACAAUUUGUACCUUUCUUUGAAGAAAAAAUCAUUCAAACUUACGAAAUGAUGCUGGUGCGACAUGGGUUUAUGCUGGUGGGUGAACCAUUUGGUGGUAAAACCAAGGUGCUACAAACCCUGGCUGAGGGAAUGUGCCUGCUGCGAGAUGAAGGCAGUGAGGACUACGAGGGUGUGGUCUACUGCAUCAUAAACCCCAAGGCCAUCACUAUGGGUCAGCUGUACGGGCAGUUUGAUCCGGUAUCCCAUGAGUGGUCAGAUGGUAUAACUGCCACAUCCUUUCGAGAGUACGCAGUGUCGGUGAGCCCAGAUCGCAAGUGGGUCAUCUUUGACGGGCCUAUCGACGCCGUGUGGAUAGAAAACAUGAACACGGUCCUGGAUGACAACAAGAAGCUCUGCCUGAUGAGCGGCGAGAUCAUCCAAAUGUCCAGCGUCAUGACAAUGGUCUUUGAGACCAUGGAUUUGUCGCAGGCUUCGCCUGCGACUGUGUCCAGAUGUGGCAUGAUCUACCUGGAACCCUCGACCCUAGGCUGGAGACCCCUGGUCCAGUCCUGGCUCAACACGUUACCUCCAUUCCUGACCCCUGACAUCCCCCAGCACAUCAACCUCCUACUGGAGUGGCUCAUCCAGCCCUGCAUUGAUUUUGUGAGGCACAACCUCAAGGAGUACAUCCCAGCCAGCCACUCCAACCAAGUGGUGUCACUCCUAAGUUUUAUUGACAUGCAGCUGCAUGAAGUUCUCAGCUUAGAAAGUGCCAAAACCAACAAACAUUUGAAAGCUUAUUACUACGGCGCUGUAAUGUUUGCUAUUCCUUGGACCAUCGCUGGGUGUGUGGAUAAUGAUAGCAGGAAAAAAUUCCAUGAGUUCUACUAUGCUGUACUUGAUGGUAAAAACCCAGAGUUCCCAGUCCCAGAUGAAAUCAAGAAGAUAGAAGUCAUGUACCCACCAGAGAACACAGUCUUUGAUUACUUCUAUGAUCUAAAAGGCAAAGGCUCAUGGAUGCACUGGAAUGUUUUGAUCAAGCACACGGAGAAGGAGGGCCACAAGCCCAACAUCAGGGAAAUGCUGGUGCAGACUUUAGACACGGCUCGCUACAGCUACAUGAUGGAUCUCCACAUCGCUUCUGCCAGACCACUCUUGUUUGUGGGGCCCACUGGCACAGGGAAAAGUGCUUAUGUUUCCAAGAAGAUGAUGCACGACCUCCCACAGGACAAGUUCAUUGGCUCCAUCAUCACGUUCUCUGCUCAGAGCAGCGCUAAUCAAACUCAGGAUAUCAUCAUGUCCAAGCUAGAUCGACGUCGCAAAGGAGUGUUUGGCCCUCGUAUUGGUAAAAAAUGUAUCAUGUUUAUAGAUGACAUGAGCAUGCCCAUGAAGGAGGUGUACGGAGCCCAACCACCCAUUGAAUUACUCAGACAGUUUGUAGACCACGGACACUGGUACGACCUAAAAGACACGUCCAAAAUAACUUUGGUCGACCUCCAGUUUCUGGCCGCCAUGGCCCCCCCAGGAGGGGCAAGGAACUCCGUGACCCCGAGAUUUACCCGCCACUUUUCAAUCGUUUCCAUGAAUGCUUUUAGUGAUGACACUAUGACGAAGAUAUUUAAUACAUUAAUGACCACCCACCUUAAGCUAGAAGACUUUGCCAUGGAGUACUUGUCAAUGUCCACCUUGGUGGUGACCUGCACCAUGGAGGUGUACAAGGGCGCCAUGAGCACCCUGCUGCCCACGCCCAGCAAGUCUCACUACGUCUUUAACCUGAGGGACUUUGCCAGGGUCAUCCUCGGAGUUUGUUUGAUUCACAAGAAAGACGUACAAGAUAAAACAGUACUGGCACGCUUGUGGGUUCAUGAAGUAUUCCGAGUGUUUUAUGACAGACUAACAGAUAACGCAGACCGCAACUGGUUGUACACACUGGUCUGUAACCUGGUUGGUACUCACAUGAAGUAUAAAGUUGACCAGAUAUUUUCUCACCUUUUAACCCCAGAGGAUCGAGGCAAAGUGAAAGAGAGCACCUUAAGCAACCUGAUGUUUGGAGACUACAUGGACCCCGACCUGCCCCCAGACAUGAGGUCCUACCAGGAGGUCCUCUCCCUCGAGGACUUCAACACCAUCGCCCUCAACUACCUCGACGACUACAACCAGACCCACAAGAACCCCAUGAAUCUGGUCAUAUUCAGGUAUGUACUGGAACACCUGUCCAGAAUCUGCCGUAUCCUGCGCCAACCUGGCGGCAAUGCUUUACUGGUGGGGGUGGGUGGCAGUGGCCGUCAGUCACUGACACGACUGUCAACUGCCAUGGCAGGGUUCAAGCUUUUCCAGCCUGAGAUUUCUAAGAGCUACGGCAUGAACGAGUGGAGGGAUGACAUCAAGAAUGUCCUACGCCAAGCUGGAGGCAAGGGAAUCCCAACAACAUUUCUCAUCACAGACACCCAGAUCAAAUACGAGACUUUCCUUGAAGACAUUGACGCACUGCUCAACUCUGGGGAAGUGCCCAAUCUUUUUGCAGCUGAUGAAAAAGCAGAAAUCAUGGAAGCAGUUCGAGUCAGUGCAGCCAAAGCUACAGGAGACAAGAACGCAGAGUUAAGCCCCUUGGCUCUGUUUGCAUAUUUUGUUAGCCAGAGCCGAGCCAACCUGCACAUCAUCAUUGCCUUCAGCCCCAUCGGAGAUGCUUUCCGCAACAGGCUGCGCUUGUUUCCAUCUUUGAUCAACUGUUGUACCAUUGAUUGGUUCCAGGCUUGGCCAGAGGAUGCCUUGGCCAGGGUGGCCCACACGUUCCUGGAGAAUGCUGAGAUUGAGAGCAGGAUGAAAGAGGACAUUGUCACCAUUUGCAAGUUCUUCCACCAGAGUAUCAUCAACCUGACAGUCAGGUUCAAGCUUGAGCUGGGUCGAGAGAUUUAUGUCACGCCAACCUCCUACCUAGAGCUGAUUUAUUCCUUCAAGAAUUUGCUCAAGUCCAAGCAAGACGAGACAAUGAGAGCCAAAAGAAGAUACGUGGUGGGGUUAGAGAAAUUAGCUUUUGCUGCCUCACAGGUCGCCACCAUGCAAAUAGAAUUGGAAGAGUUGCAGCCCCAGCUGGUGACGUCUGCAGCAGAGACAGAGAAGAUGAUGGAGAUCAUCGGCAAGGAGUCCAUCGCAGUGGAGGAGACCAGCAAGAAGGUCAAGGCUGAUGAAGCUGUAGCCAAUGAGGCAGCAGCUGAGGCCAAGGCCCUGAAGGAUGAGUGCGAAACUGAGCUAGCUGAAGCUCUGCCUGCACUAGAGGCUGCCCUGUCUGCCUUGGAUACACUCAAGCCAGCAGACAUCACCAUUGUGAAAUCAAUGAAGAGUCCACCGUCUGGUGUCAAACUGGUCAUGGCAGCCGUCUGCGUCAUGAGGAGCAUCCCACCACAGAAAAUAAAUGACCCAAAUGACUCUAGUAAAAAGAUACUGGACUUCUGGACACCAAGUAAAAAAUUACUCAACGACCUCAACUUCCUCAACGACCUGAAAAGCUAUGACAAAGACAACAUCCCUGAAGCUGUUAUGACGACCAUCAGAAAACAGUAUCUCACUAACCCAGAGUUUGACCCCAAGCAGGUCGCCAAGGCCUCUUCAGCAGCAGAAGGUUUAUGCAAGUGGAUUCUAGCUAUGGAGAUCUAUGACAGGGUGGCCAAAGUUGUGGCCCCCAAGAAACAAAAGUUGAAACUGGCUGAAGAUGAUCUCUCCACACUGAUGUCCACGCUAAACAAGAAACGUGCGGAGCUGGCGGCCGUGGAGAAAAAGUUAGCCGACAUGACACAGGCACUACAGGAGAUGAAGGACAAGAAAGAACACCUGGAAUAUUCUGUGGACUUGUGUAACAAAAAACUGGUGCGAGCAGAGAAACUGAUUGGAGGUCUGGGGGGCGAGAAAACCCGCUGGACCGAGGCGUCUGUCCAACUGCAGGAGAUCUACGACAACCUGAUAGGGGACAUAAUCAUCUCUGCUGGGGUCAUAGCCUACCUCGGACCUUUCACCACAUCAUUUCGUGACGAGAUGACCAAAUCUUGGGUCAAGGAAUGCCAGAAAAAGAAAAUCCCAGCUUCAACUGAAUUCUCCCUGACGAGGACUUUGGGAGAGCCAAUCAAAAUCCAGGCCUGGAACAUUGCAGGUCUGCCGCGUGAUGCGUUCUCUGUUGAUAAUGGUGUCAUAGUGGCUAACUCUAGAAGAUGGCCCCUAAUGAUUGACCCUGAUGGUCAAGCCAACAGAUGGGUAAAAAACAUGGAGAGAGAAAAGAACCUGGCCGUCAUUAAACUUUCAGACCACGACUACGGGAGAGUUCUAGAGAACUGCAUAGGGUUUGGGUUCCCUCUACUCCUGGAGAAUGUCUACGAGGAACUGGAUGCCUCGCUGGAGCCACUUCUGCUCAAGCAGACGUUUAAACAAGGUGGUGUUGAUAUGAUCAUGAUGGGUGACCAAGCCCUAGAGUACAACAAAGACUUCAGGCUGUACAUCACAACCAAACUGAGGAACCCGCAUUACCUGCCUGAGAUCUCCACCAAAGUUUCUCUCCUCAACUUCAUGAUCACACCAGAGGGCCUAGAGGACCAGCUGCUGGGCAUUGUUGUUGCCAAGGAGAGACCAGAACUGGAGGAAGAGAGACAACUGCUGAUCAUCACUAGUGCAGCUAACAAGAAGCAACUCAAAGAAAUUGAGGACAAAAUUCUGCACACUCUCUCAUCCUCCGAAGGGAAUAUUCUAGAAGACGAGUCAGCCAUUGAAAUCCUAGACUCAUCCAAAAUCUUGUCUAAUGAAAUUUCUAAGAAACAAAAAAUUGGUGAAGAGACGGAAAAAAAGAUUGACGUGUCGAGAGCAGGCUACAGACCCAUCGCAAACCACUCAUCCGUCCUGUUCUUCUCCAUCACUGAACUCCCUAGCAUUGACCCCAUGUACCAAUAUUCUCUCAACUGGUUCGUCAAUCUCUUCAUCUUGUCAAUCCAGGAGAGCAAUAAAUCAAAGCAACUGGACAAGAGGAUCCGCUUCUUGGCUGACCACUUCACCUACAGCUUGUAUUGUAAUGUGUGCCGGUCACUCUUUGAGAAAGACAAGCUGGUCUUCUCAUUUAUAUUGUGCUCAAAUAUACUCAGAUCCAAGAAUGAACUAGACCACCGUGAAUUUUUAUUCUUCCUGACUGGGGGUGUGGCUCUAAAGAACACUAUACACAAGCCAGACAAGGACUGGCUCAGUGAGAACAGCUGGGAUGAAAUCUGUCGUCUCAAUGACAUGAAAGAUUUUGGGGGCUUCAGAGAUAGCUUCACACAGCACUUAGAGUUCUGGGAAAAUUACUACAACUCCAAAGAACCAAAUAAAGUGGCCCUGCCAGACCCAUGGCACACCAAACUUGGAAGUUUCCAGAAGUUGAUGGUACAACGCUGCAUUCGUCCUGAUAAGAUAUCUCAAGCCAUUGUUGAGUUUGUGGUGGAGAAGCUGGGUAAAAUAUUUGUGCAACCUCCACCUUUUGACCUGGCUAAGAGCUACAACGACUCCAAUGCCUGCUCCCCCCUCAUUUUCAUCCUCUCCCCUGGUGCUGACCCCACCAUGGCCUUACUGAAAUACGCUGAUGACAAAGGCUUUGGGGGGAAAAAGUUCAACUCCAUUUCACUUGGACAGGGGCAGGGGCCUAUAGCUGCUAAGAUGAUAAAAAUAGCAUCAGAGGAAGGCACUUGGGUCCUACUACAGAACUGUCAUCUGGCUGUUUCAUGGAUGAAUGCCCUAGAAAAAAUUUGUGAAGAGUUUUCCCCAGAAAAUGUUGCCACUGAUUUCAGACUUUGGUUAACGAGCUACCCAUCACCAAAGUUCCCUGUCUCAGUGCUACAGAACAGCGUGAAGAUGACCAAUGAACCACCAACAGGGCUGCGCCAGAACCUGCUGCAGAGUUACCUCAACGAUCCAAUCAGUGACGAGACUUUUUACAGUGGCUGUAGCAACCACUUGAAGCCAGACAAAGAUGGGCAUUUCACCAAACUUUUGUUUGGUCUGUGUUUCUUCCAUGCCCUGGUACAAGAGAGAAGAAAAUUUGGCCCCAAUGGAUGGAAUAUUGCAUACGGCUUUAAUGAAUCAGAUCUUAGAAUAUCUAUACGACAGCUUCAGAUGUUCAUCAAUGAAUACGAUGAGCUGCCGUUUGAUGCCAUCACGUACAUGACUGGAGAGUGUAACUACGGGGGUCGAGUCACAGACGACUGGGACAGGCGCUGUCUGAUGACCAUCCUAGGGGACUUCUUCUGUGAGCCCAUCAUCUUUGACCCCAACUACAAGUUCAGCAGCAGUGGACACUACCACCUGCCCCUGCGGACAGACUAUGAGAACUGCGUCAAGUUCAUUAAGCAACUGCCCACAGCCCAGUACCCGGAAGUGUUUGGUCUGCACGAAAACGUUGACAUCUCCAGAGAGCUGCAAGAGACCAAGAUGCUGUUUGAUGCCGUCCUGUUGACCGAGGGUCAAGGAGGAGGGGCAUCCAAAUCUUCAGAGGCUGCCCUAGCAGCUGUAGCAGGAGAUAUUUUGGGCAAGCUUCCCAAAGAUUUUGAUAUAGAAGCAGCUAUUCACAAGUAUCCUGUUACCUAUGGAGAAAGCAUGAACACUGUCUUGGUGCAGGAAAUGGAGAGAUUUAACAGGUUGCUGGUCAUCAUCCGCUCCAGCCUCAUCAACGUCCAGAAAGCCCUGAAAGGUCUGGUGGUCAUGUCUGCUGACCUUGAGAGUCUGGCCUCCAGUCUGAUGCUGGGCAAGCAGCCGGCCAUGUGGGCCAAACGUUCCUACCCGUCCCUUAAACCACUGGCCAGCUAUGUCAACGACUUCCUCGAUAGACUGGGAUUCCUGGAGAAAUGGUACAAUGAAGGAAAACCUCAGGACUUUUGGGUCUCUGGGUUCUUUUUCACUCAAGCCUUUUUGACAGGGGUCAUGCAGAACUAUGCCAGAAAAUACACCAUUCCCAUUGACAAACUUGCCUUUGAUUUUGAGUUGUUGCCUCACGAUCGUAUGCCUAAAGCUCCAGAUGAUGGCGCCUACAUUUAUGGACUCUUUUUAGAUGGAGCUCGAUGGAGUAGAGAAGAGGGUUGCCUGGAAGAACAGAAGCCCAGGGUGUUGUUUGAGCCUAUCCCAAUCAUUUGGCUCAAGCCUAAAUACAGCGAGGAAAUCGACCGCAGUGCCAAGCGCUACAUGUGCCCCAUCUACAAGACAUCAGAACGUAAAGGUGUCUUGUCCACCACCGGACACUCCACCAACUUCGUCAUCGCCAUCUACCUGUCUGCAGGUAAGAUGCCUGUCCAGCAUUGGAUAAAGCGCUCAUGUGCGGCUCUUUGUCAGACAGACAACUAAAUGUUGUCUAUGUCAAUACUAAUUUUUCAGUUUCUUCAGUUCUAUAGCAAAUAUUAGUUUUACUAUCAUGCUAACUUUAAAGUCUAAGAGUGUGGAUUAAAUUAGCUAUUUUUAAACCCUUCAAACAGAAAUUGUGUAUAUACUGAACAAGAGAAUACAUUAAACUUAUUAUACUCAUUAUUUUAUCUGUUGAAAAGUGCAAUGUAAAAUGCUGAUGGCACAGUGCAAUGCUGAUUUUAAUCAUUUACAAUUUCUAAACCAAAUUUUUAAAAUGUUAUUUUACCCCUGUAAAGAAUUUUACAACAUAAGCCUGAAAUUAUGUAUUAUAUUUAUUAUAUCAUGAUUAAUUAAUUUGCCCCUAAUAUGU
Molecule: messenger RNA, 12530 nt
Organism: Physella acuta
Lineage: Eukaryota; Metazoa; Mollusca; Gastropoda; Physidae
Product: dynein axonemal heavy chain 12
Biological process (GO): microtubule-based movement
Cellular component (GO): dynein complex
Molecular function (GO): minus-end-directed microtubule motor activity; dynein light intermediate chain binding; ATP hydrolysis activity
Source: RefSeq, a predicted model, not a curated record